This is a messenger RNA of Thermochaetoides thermophila DSM 1495, 1827 nucleotides long. RefSeq lists its product as uncharacterized. Bases 1 to 1827 code for a protein of 608 amino acids. Lineage: Eukaryota; Fungi; Ascomycota; Sordariomycetes; Sordariales; Chaetomiaceae. The transcript has a single exon. The record is from RefSeq and is a predicted model, not a curated record.
AUGCCUCGUCCGAGACGGUCGCGUGUCGCACCGGCCCGUCCCACAGUAGCCGCUGAGACUGUGCAACAAGAUCUCGCUCCAAGUGACGGGAAACACGAUGCUGCCAGUCGCGAGCCGGAAUCGGUUGCUGUCGAGUCCCAGAGCAGUAACUUGACAGAACCGCACAGAGCACGUGCUUCGAUGCUCAAGUUGGACUCAGAUCAGACAAGGGCAUUAGAGGAAUCGAAACAGCGAGAGGAUGAGGCCAUGGCGCGGUUAGACGACUUGAGUUCGACAUCCCGCCCUGAGCAGCCCGAGAGCGCCGAUAACGAGAGGGAAUCGCCAGCUCGGGGACGUCCUCGUUUGACGGAUGUGUCAGGUUUGGAUCUUGAGGAUCUUUCUCUGGGCAAUCUGGACGACAGUCUCGACGAUUCAGAGGACGCGAUCGAUGACACACGCACUGGCUACCGUUCGACAGAUACCUCGACUUUCAGCAUUUCUAUGUUCAAGCGCGGCCGGCCUCGUCAGUCAAGCGUUGCGGGUAGAGACGAUGCUCCCAUUCGGCCAAGUAGUCGUGGACAGAACACACCCAGCAUCAGCACUACGUUGAACUUCAGCAACUUCAGGAGGAGGGCGCGGGAGCCGAGUAUUUUGUCAAGCGUACGGAAGCCGAUGAGGCAUCGGUCACAGUCUGUUACCUCGCAAGCUUCACGGGCAGCAAGUGUCUUGGAAGAUGGUGAUGAUUCGGGACCCGAUGGCGAGUCAACACCCGUUGACAAGACCAGGCGGCAGACCCGCGCCUCACAGGCUACUGAAGCCGCUAACGAUGACCUGCAUGUGUGUCCGUCUCGGAAGCGCAAGUCUCUGGAGAGUCACGAAAAUUACCGUGAGAAGCGACCAGCGCUGGACGUCUCCGAGCCGGACGAAGUGCCCAAGCCAGAGGAGGUCCUCCCUUCGAUCGAAGUCGAUCACGAACCCGUUCCUGCUUCGAGCCCAACUCGCGGUAGAACUCGCGAACGGGAACGGCUUUCAACCCCAGCCCAACCUCCAGCUGCUGAAGAUGACCCUGACAUGGCACCACCAAUGAGCAGCAGCGCCUCAGCAAGUAACAGCCCAGUUGCCUGGCCAUCCCUCGACGCCCUAGCACACCGCAACUACACACGCAAGCCGCCGCCUAGGCCAGAAACCCCCGAGUUGAUCGAUUCAUCCUCUGAGCUCUCCUCGCCCCCUUCGUUGACCCAUUCCCCUAACUACCCUACCGCCGCAGCCAAGGCUGCUGCGGCGAGAAAGAAGGCUUCUGUCCAGCCGCCAGCUGCAAAGAAACUCACCACAGCGGACCUUACUUCGCUGCUCCCGCAACGCCGGAAGAAGUCAGCCAAGAGGCAAGAGAGCAUCGACAACGAUGAUCCAUUCGACGUGGACGGCUCGUCUGAUGAGGAGCGCUAUGUGGCUGACCCCGAGGACGUCUCGUAUGUCCAGGCACGCACAUCAAGGAGGAAGAAGCAGCCUUUGUCCAAGUCAGCAUCGAAUCGUAAGGGCAAGGAGAAAGAAGUCAACGGCAAGGCGGAUGGUGGCAAGAAGAAGGCUGUGCGCACAUACGGGUCAGCGAAGCAGCAGGAUAAGGAGAACGAGGAAGUUGUGGCGGAAGAGAUUGUCGUUGGAGGGGCUGGCAACGAGGAUGAUGAGGUGGAGUCUCUGCCGGAAGAGGAGACGACACAGAUGUUGACGGAGAGGAUCGGCGAGGAGCUUGCUAAGGCUAAGAAGAAGUUCAAGGAGGUCGAUAAGUGGGAGCUGUCGUUCGAAGAAGUCGGGCCUGAAUGCUCGUCGCCGGAUCCAUAUGCUCGUUAA